GCCUCCCCUGGCCGUUACCGGGGCAACAGCGCCGCUCUCGCGAGAGCGCCCGCCGGAAGUCACGCGCGGAGCGCACUGACAGGACCAUGCCCAGGAUCACUCUGAACGGCAUCACAGUGGAUUUUCCCUUCCAACCCUACCCAUGCCAGGAAGCCUACAUGGCCAAGGUGCUGGAGUGCCUGCAGAAGAAGGUGAAUGGCAUUUUGGAGAGCCCUACAGGCACGGGGAAGACCCUCUGCCUGCUGUGUUCCACCCUGGCUUGGCGGGAGCACUUCAAGGACACCAUCUCAGCCCGGAAAAUCGCCCAGCGUCUGCACGGGGUGGAGCUGUUUCCAGACAGACCCCUGUCCUCCUGGGGCACUGCUGCCACGGAUGGCGAGGUCCCGACUUAUUACACUGACAUUCCGAAAAUAAUUUAUGCCUCCAGAACUCACUCCCAACUUACACAAGUCAUUAAUGAGUUGAAGAACACAGUCUACAGGCCAAAGAUAUGUGUGUUGGGAUCCAGAGAGCAGCUUUGCAUCAAUCCUGAAGUGAAGAGACAGGAGAACAACCACAUGCAGAUCUACAUGUGCCGAAUGAAAGUGAUGGCUCGUGCUUGUCACUUCUAUAACAAUGUGGAAGAAAAGAGUACAGAGAAAGAACUGAUUGAACCAAUCAUGGAUAUUGAAGACUUGGUUAAAAAUGGAAACAAGCACAGAGCUUGUCCUUAUUAUUUCUCUCGAAGCCUGAAGCAGCAAGCAGACAUUAUUUUUAUGCCUUACAACUAUUUACUAGACUCAAAGAGUCGGAAAGCUCACAACUUAGACCUGAAGGGGACUGUGGUAAUACUUGAUGAAGCUCACAAUGUGGAGAAGUUGUGUGAGGAGUCCUCUUCUUUUGACCUGACUCCCUGUGAUUUGGCUUCGGCGAUGGAUGCGAUAAACGUCGUCCUAGAGGAACAAGCCAAAGUUGUUCAACAGAAUGAAAUCAAUGCUGAAUUCAACAUGGAGUUGGCCAGUUCAGGACUGAACAUGGAACUCGAAGAUAUAGCAAAGAUCAAGAAAAUUCUUCUUCAACUAGAAAGUGCUAUUGAUGCAGUGGAGCUGCCACUGAAUGGUAAUGGAGUCACCAAAGAGGGAAGCUACAUCUUUGAUCUGUUUGCGGAGGCUCAAAUAACAUUCCAGACCAAAUCCUCCCUCUUGGAGUCACUGGAGCAAAUUUUACAGUAUCUUUCAGGCCGUACUGGGAUAUUUAUCAAUACAUCUGGAUUGCAUAAACUCUCAGAUAUUAUCCAGACAGUGUUCAGCAUCGAUCCCCCAGAAGGCAGCUCAACAGGUUUCCUUCCACGUCAGGCAAUAUCUAAAUAUUACAAGGUACAUAUUCAUGUGGAUAACGGUAAUCAAAAGAAGAAACAAAGGACAGAUCUCUGGAAUUCAUCAUCUUCCAAAAAACAAGGAAAGACUUUAAGCUAUUGGUGUUUCAGCCCUGGCUACAGCAUGCACGAGCUCGUUCGACAGGGAGUCAGGACAAUUAUCCUCACAAGUGGGACUCUCUCCCCCCUCUCAUCAUUUACAAUGGAAAUGCAGAUCCCUUUUCCUGUUUGUUUGGAGAAUCCUCAUGUUAUCGAUAAACACCAGCUCUGGGUUGGGAUCAUUCCAAAAGGACCUGAUGGAGCUAUGCUUACUUCUACCUAUGAAAGAAGGUUUUCAGAGGAUUAUUUGUCUUCUUUGGGAAAAACAAUUGGUAACAUUGUGCGAGUUGUACCACAUGGGCUGUUGGUGUUCUUCCCAUCGUAUCCUGUCAUGGAUAAGAGCCUGGAAUACUGGAGAGAGCAUGAUUUUGCUAAAAGAAUAGAAGAAGUGAAGCCAAUGUUUGUGGAACCCAGGAACAAAGGAAGCUUUUCAGAGGUGAUUGAUGCCUACUAUGAUAAAGUCGUCUGUCCUAAGUCCAAUGGAGCUGCAUUUUUGGCAGUGUGUAGGGGGAAGGCCAGUGAAGGCUUGGACUUUGCAGAUAUAAAUGGACGAGGAGUCAUCAUUACUGGGCUUCCAUUUCCCCCUCGUAUGGAGCCCAGAGUCAUUUUGAAGAUGCAGUUUCUGGAUGAAAUGAAGAGAAGUGGUGCAGGUGCACAGUACCUGUCUGGGCGUGAGUGGUACAGUCAGCAGGCGUCCCGGGCUGUCAACCAGGCGAUCGGCCGGGUCAUCAGGCACCGCCAGGACUAUGGUGCCAUCUUCCUGUGUGACCACAGGUUCACAGCUGGUGAUGUAAGAGGCAAACUGCCCUCGUGGGUCCGUCCUUACGUGAGUGUUUAUGACAACUUUGGCCACGCAGUCAAAAGUGUCUCCCUCUUCUUCCGCGUUGCUCAAGAAAUUAUGCCCCCACCCCUGCCCCAGUGCCCUCCUGGCCACACUGGUUCCCUAAGUGACAGCAGUUCAGCACCAUCUACUUCAUCUGAGCAGAUCCCUUCCGUCAAAAAAGCAAAAAUCUUGGAUGACCAUGUCCCCAGUUUGAAGAGGAAAAGGAAAGUAAAUGGAGAGGGAACACCCAGCCUGUGUGUGGAAUAUGAACAAGAAUUUGUCUCGCCCAGAAGACGGUGUGUUGGGCUCUUGGAUGCCCUGGAGCGCAGUGAGAAGAGCAGUGAAGAUGCAGAAGAGGAACCUGACUUGCCAGGAGAGGAAAAGGCACAUCGUCUGUCUACACUUUCCCUUCAGUAUGAGAAGAAGUUAACAGAUGAGCAGAAAGGAGGAAGGAAGAAAAUAAAGCUGGUCAGCAAUACACAGGCCCUUAGGAAAGCUGAGCUGCCAGAGCCAAAGAAGGCCCGAGCCACGUCGUACAUCAGCACAGUGAAGGAGACCCUGAGCCAGCAGAACUAUGAGCUCUUCUCUAAGGCUCUGCAGCAGUACAAGAAGACAGAUGACUUCCAUGCCAUGUUAUCCGAAAUGAGCUCCCUCUUCGUAGAGGAUGAGAAAAAUCAUGUCUUGUUACGAGAAUUUUACCAGUUUGUUCGACCUCAGCAUAAAAAGCAGUUUGAUGAAGCUUGCUGCAGCCUGACUGGAGUGGGCUGUGGCUACAAACCUGAGCACAGCCUCCUGCAGGAGGAGAGGAAGAUCCUGGCCAAGAGAGCAGCAGAAGGAAAACAGAGUCAGCGGAAAAGUGCAUUCUCCAAGGCCUCACGUACUCAGCUGAACCCUGGGCUCCACCUGAACCAGGGAGGAUUCCACUUGGCAACAGGACUGAACAGUGCAGGGCAGAAUGCCAGUCGAGCUCCAAGGAAAGAGGCUGAAAGGCCUGCAGGCUCCAGGAAAGACCAUCACCAGGCCCUCAGGACUGCCUAUCUCAGGGAUGUGCAAAGGGCUUUGGACAAAAGCACUUACAGCCAGUUCUACGAAGCGUUGCUGGCUUACAAGAAGACGGAUAAUUAUGACGCGAUGAUAUCGGUGAUCGCAGCCCUCACCACGGAGAGGCCACAGGACUUUCACCUCCUACAAAGGUUUUACAUGUUUGUGCGUCCUCACCACAAAGAGCAGUUCAAAGAGAUGUGUGAGAGUUUGACUGGAAUGGUCUGUGGUGAGGGGAAGAAGCAACUGCAGCAGCCAGUGCAAAGCGGAGGGAAACCCCUGAGCUUGGAGAGCUGGUGCACGAAAGGAAACAGCCACGUACAAGAUGCUUCCACUUCUAAGACUGACAUGCCAGGGAAAAUUCAGAGUAAGAUUUCCUCGUUUUGCUUUAGCCAGAAAAGUGAACUUGGGCUGCCAAAGACUGAAAUAUCCGAAGGAACCGGUAACGUGAGAGCACCCACAGACUCUGGAGUCGUGCCCAUCUUUCCCCUGGAGAUGGAACCAGAGUGUGGAAGAUUCUACUGCUCUAACUGCAAAUCUGAGGAUGAUGUGCCCUUUAAAUGUCCAUUAUGUGACUUCACUUGCUGCAAAACAUGCUGGGAGCAGUUCUUAAAGGUGGUGAAGAAGUGCCCAGAGUGCUGCAGUGAUGUGAAGAGGAAGCGAUUAAUCCAGGUUUUCUUAUGGUCAUAAUCCCACCCACAGGAAGGGCAACAAGCCCCCUGUGCCCAGCAGAAGGUGGUGGCUGUGCUCCAGCUCUGCCACUGAGCAGAAGCAGAAUGGAGGUUCCUGUAAAUCCCUUUGGUCCUUUCCUCUGGAUUACGAUGCACCAACACGUGUCAUUUGCCUGCGGAGGGGAUCGAGUCUGAAAGGUCUCGCUGCAGGAAACAAAGCAGGACAUUAUCUUCUGUUGGAACUAGGAAGGUUAACUUUUUACUUGUUUUAACCUGUGAAUUCUCCUGUGGCCACUCUUAGGCUGAAAUUUUAUAUCCUUAGGGGCAUCUGUCGUUUACGUGCCCUUCAAGUAAUACCAGACCCUGGGAAAACCCCAGGAACGCUGUUACAGUGAAACUGAGCUGGCUGAGGAGGCCAGACUACCCAUCCAUACCACACCGGUGUUCCUGGAAGAGGUGAUUCACAAUCACUGUUUGGUAUUUGGCAGCAGCCACUGUCUCCAAUAGCAAAAGAUACUGAAAGGAUCAUUUUUUACAGAAAUAUUCUAGUGGUGGAUGGUAAGCAGAAGCUCCCUCUCAUCUGUGCACCCCAGAGCCUUAUUCCAUCUUCCAUUGUGCUGGGAUUUUUUGAAAUGUGCUUCUAAGGAGCCUUUAUUCUCUGCUCAGUGCUGCUGUUUCCAUGUGUCUGUGUUAUCUGAUGUUGGUUUUCCAAGAAGAAAAAGGAACUAAUCAAUCUAAAACUUAAAAAUAUAUCAUAUUAUAUGGGUUUAAAAAAAUUCCUUAAUACUUCCACUCUCUGUGAGUAGUGGGUAUAAGUGGUUAACCUGGAAAAUUUUAUCAAUUUUAAAUCUAACAUAGGUGCUGUAAAUGAGAUGGUACAUAAAACCGUUGUCUUAUUUGGGUUUGGUUUUAUUAAAAAAAAAAAAAGUUUUAAAGAAAUGACCAGAUAUAAAAAAUACUGGGUAUUGGGUCUCAAUGGUCCUGGUAGGAACAUGUAGAAAGGUUAAAAUCACCCUGUUGGUGAUUUUCACAUCAAUGGAAUUUAGAAAAUUUUAUCGUAAUAAAAUUUUAUUGUUAAUAAUUGAUAAAACUGAAAACCGAGUUGAAUUUUAACAGAGGUUCUUAUUUCCCUGGUUAUAGAAUUCAAAACUGGUGUCACCAAAGCAACUCCAUACCUGAAAUGUGCCUAAUUUUAUUUGUUGGUCAAGGUGUUGAACCUUCUCAAGUUGUGCCGAGUGCUUUUCAUCAUCCUUAGUUCUCCUUUGCUUUUGUAACAAGUAAAGCAACUCCUGCAUUGUUGAAGGGAUUUUUUUAAAUAAAUAAAAGAUGCUCCCAGG
Molecule: messenger RNA, 5325 nt
Organism: Corapipo altera (White-ruffed manakin)
Lineage: Eukaryota; Metazoa; Chordata; Aves; Passeriformes; Pipridae
Gene: RTEL1
Product: regulator of telomere elongation helicase 1
Exons: 36
Coding region: 87-4007 (1306 amino acids)
Biological process (GO): DNA repair; negative regulation of DNA recombination; DNA replication
Cellular component (GO): nucleus
Molecular function (GO): DNA polymerase binding; DNA helicase activity; hydrolase activity, acting on acid anhydrides, in phosphorus-containing anhydrides
Source: RefSeq, a predicted model, not a curated record